This is a messenger RNA of Sinocyclocheilus grahami, 1896 nucleotides long. RefSeq names its product synaptotagmin-like protein 5. Gene Ontology annotation, molecular function: neurexin family protein binding; phospholipid binding. NCBI's taxonomy places the organism in Eukaryota, Metazoa, Chordata, Actinopteri, Cypriniformes, Cyprinidae. Gene Ontology annotation, biological process: exocytosis. Bases 148 to 1896 code for a protein of 582 amino acids. The record is from RefSeq and is a predicted model, not a curated record. Gene Ontology annotation, cellular component: plasma membrane; exocytic vesicle. The transcript is spliced from 15 exons.
AGCGCUUCAGCGGAUCAACGCGAGUGUGCUAUAUGUCUGCGUGCUCUGGGUCUCAUCCUGCAGAGGGGUAAUGUGUGUACCAACUGUCAUCGGCGCAUCUGCAACUUCUGCACUGCUACGCCUCCAGGCAGCAACUGCAAAUGCACCAUGUGUGCGAAGACUGCGGAGCUGAAGGUAGUUACUGGAGAAUGGUUUCUGGAAGAGAGAUCCAAGAGGUUUCAACAUGCCAGCAUUACCAGCAGUGAUGUAGUCAAACAGUCAAUCCUCAGCAGUGUUCCAGAUGGAGGCUCUGCUCACAGAUCAUCAGAGAUGGAGAGAUCAGCUACGCCCCAAUCCCAGAAAAGCACAGGGAAGAACAGGAAAGGGAAGAGAGUGGUUGCAGUGGAAUCAUCAGGGUUACCAACAGUACCCAAUAACAUGAGAGCACAAAUGGUCAAAACACCGACCCAGACGGAGGCAAGAAACGGGCCGGAUGGGGCAGAAAGCGUGUCUAGUAUACUAAGCAGUGACAGUGUUCUUGAAAAGAUGAUGGCUGGGCGGAGACAAACAGAUUCUAGCACACCCUCUAUCGCCAUAUCCAGAGCCUCCCUCUCAUCAGAUCGCAGUUGCUCUGAGUUGGACCUUAGUAAUCCUGUUGAGGGGUUCAGUGAAGACCCUCUGAUUAGUCGAUGCCGCUCUGUUCCAGGCCUGAACGAUGUGGACUCAGAUGAGGACAUUGAUGCGGCGUUAUCAGCACACUAUAAAACCAACCGGAGCAUCUGCAGUGCACAAUCAAUGUCUUCCACACCUGCCUCGGAGAGAAAGUGGGGUUUCCUAAAUGUACCUGACUCAGAUGCUGACACUACCAGCAUCAACAGUAUGAUGAGCGUGUACAGUGAGACGGGGGACUAUGGCAACGUGCGGGUUUCCGGGGAGAUCCUGCUCAACAUCUCUUACAGCUAUAAAACAGGGGCACUCAACGUGCUCAUCCGUGAGUGCCGCUGCCUAGCAACUGGGGAUGAUAGGAGACAGCGCACAGAUGCCUAUGUUAAAACAUAUCUCCUGCCAGACAAGUCCCGUCAAAGCAAGAUGAAAACCAGCAUCAAAAGCAACACCACUAACCCAGUGUUCAAUGAAAACCUGAGGUACGUGGUCAGUCACUCUCAGCUGGAGACACGCACACUGCAGGUUUCUGUGUGGCAUCAUGAUCGUUUUGGACACAACAGCUUCCUGGGGGAGGCUGAGCUGACCUUUGACUCCUGGGAGUUUGACACGCAAAUAGAGGAGUGGUUCGCUCUGCAGCCCAGGAAUGAGUCUUAUGUGGACGCAGUGAUUCACUACAAAGGGGAACUGACAGUGGUUUUGAAGUACAUUCCUGCAGAGCGAAAUCUCUCCCUGCCUCUGGACCAAGUCCAAGUAAAAAAGGGAUUUCUAAAAGGAAAGAAGAAGGCCAUCACUCUCCCUAAAGGAGGAAUGGUGGAGCUGCUGGUUAAAGAGGCAAAAAGCCUGACAGCCGUCAAAGGAGGGUCCUCUGACCCGUUUGUCAAAGGAUACCUGUUGCCUGAUGACAAGAAAAACACAAAGCACAAGACAGCCAUGGUGAAGCGCACUGUAAACCCACGCUGGAAUCACACCUUCACAUAUUGUGGCCUGCAGCACAGCGAUCUGGACAGCGUGUGUCUGGAGCUGACAGUGUGGGACAGAGAGCCGUUCUCCAGCAACGUCUUCCUGGGUGGUGUGCGGCUCGGGGCAGGAACAGGUCAGUCUUUCUUUAGCUCAGCCCUUUUCCCUACAGUCUUUAAAAAAGAAAAAAAAAGUGACGUGACAUGUGGCCAGCCAGCAACGUCUUCCUGGGUGGUGUGCGGCUCGGGGCAGGAACAGGUCAGUCUUUCUUUAGCUCAGCCCUACAGUCUUUAA